Molecule: messenger RNA, 858 nt
Organism: Engraulis encrasicolus (European anchovy)
Lineage: Eukaryota; Metazoa; Chordata; Actinopteri; Clupeiformes; Engraulidae
Product: GTPase IMAP family member 4-like
Exons: 2
Coding region: 1-858 (285 amino acids)
Molecular function (GO): GTP binding
Source: RefSeq, a predicted model, not a curated record
AUGACAGAGAUCCCCAGAGCAUGGAAAGUGUCUCCUGCUGUGUCUGAGCUGAGGCUGGUGCUGCUGGGGGGAAGUGCAGCUGGGAAGAGGGCAGCAGGAAACACCAUCCUGGGCACAGAGGAGUUUGAGAGGCAGGCCAGCACACACACAUCCAAUAAAAGCCAGCACAGUGCGAGCAGACAGUGGGACGUGGCUGGAAGACGGGUGACUGUGGUGGACACUCCAGACUGGUUCUGCAGUGGACUCUCUGAGAAGGACAUGAGACAGGACGUGGGUCUUUGUGUCCGUCUGUCAGCCCCAGGACCUCACGCCUUCCUCCUGGUGGUUCCAGUGAAGCCGUCUGAAGGGGAUGAAAGGAGGAUGCUGGAAAAAAUGGAGAACAUUUUUGGAGAGGGUUGUUGGAGACACACACUGAUCCUCUUUACCCAUUCUGAGGGGCUGGGAAAGAGGAGUGUGGAGGAGUUAUUCCGGGCAGGGAGCCAGGAGCUCCAGCAGCUGGUAGAGAAAUGUGGGAACAGGUGUCACCUCCUGAACACUAGAGGCAAGCCUCUACACAAAGAGAUCACACAGCUGCUGGAGGUGAUAGAGGAAAUGGUGUCAGGAAACAGUGAGACAUUUUACAGCAGUGAGACCUACCAGGAGGCAGAGAAGCAGGCCAGAGAGAUAGAGAGAAGAAUUCAGAGUGAACAGAAAACAGGCAAGAGAAGAGAGGGGGUAGGGGACUGUGAUAGACAUGUGCAGGAAUCUCUGGAGAAGUUGGAAGGAGAGAUACAGCAGCAUGAAGAAGAGAUGAGAAUGUUAGAUGAAUUAAGGUGGAGAGAGAUGAGCAAAAGAGGAAAGACCUGGAGAGGGAAUUAA